AUGAAUAGUUCGGACGAUGAUUUCAGUGACCAUGAUUCCGGGGUGGAUUUGGGAGACGAAUCUUUGCUGCCUGACACCGAAGGCAUGGCUAAAAGAACUAGAUUGAAGAAGGUCAAUAAUGGCAAACAGGGAGCAUCCGGUGGAUAUGCUUGGGAAGAUGAGUACCAACGAACAUGGGAUAUUGUCAAAAAUGAUGAAGAUGGUGAACAGUCCCUCGAAAACUUGGUCCAGCAGAUGAUCGAAUCGAGGAAGAAAAAGAUCAUGAGAAAUCCUGCAACACCUUUUCAAAGAGGAAUCAUCAGAACUCUAAUAGUUGUCAUUGAUGGCUCCUUGGCGAUGCUAGAGAAGGAUUUAAGGCCUACGAGGUUUUCUGCAAUGCUUUCUUACUUACUGGAAUUCAUUAAUGAGUUUUUUGAUCAAAAUCCCAUUUCACAGCUCGGAAUUGUCAUGAUGCGUAACGGUAUGGCACAUCUCGUUAGCGAGGUUAGUGGGCUGCCUCUGUAUCAUCUUGAUAAACUCAAAAAUCUUCGAUCACGGCAACACAAUCGUUUUGAGCCGAAAGGUGAUCCCUCUCUCCAAAACGCCUUGGAGUUAUCCCGGUCACUUCUCACCUCAAACUUCCAAGGUAUAACUUCAACCUCAAAUAAGAACUCGAAGGAGAUUCUCAUUAUAUUUGGUGCUCUCUUUACAUCCGAUCCAGGUGAUAUACACAAAACAAUAGACGCACUUGUGAAAGAGAGCAUCAAAGUCAAAGUUAUAGGUUUAUCGGCACAAGUUGCAAUCUGCCAAGAGAUUGUCAGGCGAACCAAUUUUGCCACUUCACCAAGAGGUAAGUUGGUAGCUGAGACCGGAAAUUUCUAUGGAGUUAUCAUGAAUGAGGCACAUUUCAAAGAGCUUCUCAUGAACUGUAUGAUUCGACAGAUCAAGUACAGCAAAACCAAGCCACAGAUCUUCAAGGUACGUCAAGUUCAGCUGGUUACAAAUGCCCACAAUGUAACAGCAAAGUGUGCCAUCUUCCAACAACUUGUCCCGUUUGUGGACUUAUGCUCAUUCUUUCCACGCAUUUGGCACGAUCUUACCACCAUCUUGUACCUCUUGCUGCCUUUGAAGAGGUUCCAGUCUCCAAUGAAUACCAAAACCGAUUUUGUUAUGGAUGUCUACUCAAGUUUCCAGAAGGAUUAG
Messenger RNA from Candidozyma duobushaemuli, 1182 nucleotides. RefSeq names its product TFIIH/NER complex subunit. Lineage: Eukaryota; Fungi; Ascomycota; Pichiomycetes; Serinales; Metschnikowiaceae. Gene Ontology annotation, biological process: nucleotide-excision repair; regulation of transcription by RNA polymerase II. Gene Ontology annotation, cellular component: transcription factor TFIIH holo complex. The coding region runs from base 1 to 1182 and encodes 393 amino acids. The transcript has 2 exons. The record is from RefSeq and is a predicted model, not a curated record.